CAAAUACGCUCACAAAAUUACGAUUGCAUCAACUAUCUAUCGAAAAUUUCUACGUCGAUGGUCUCGAUUUCAUCUUCUUCUGUUGCUAGCUGUAAUUUUCUCACGCGCCAAUGGUAACUCCCGUCGCCCUACCGUGCGCUGACAAGCGCCUCUCUCUGACUUGCUUUGGAGUCCAAAUCCCGUUGCUUGCCUAGCUGUUCUAGCGAGACCCAAAUUAGAAUAGACAAAACAGCCACGCACGCAUUGGGCACGCACAUGAUGUCGGUCGGUUACAGUCCAUCGAGAAGCCCCGGGAUCUCGAGGAUGCAGUUGGGCGCCGCCGCCUCCUCCCGGCUAAGAUCUUCCUCUAUGAAGAAGCCGCCUGAGCCGCUGCGCCGAGCUGUAGCCGAUUGUUUGUCUGCCGCAGCGCCUUCGCACGUCGAGGCUUCCAGAACGUUGCGGGAUUACCUGGCAGCACAUGCUACGAUUGACUUGGCAUAUGGCAUGAUUCUAGAGCACACACUUGCAGAGAGGGAACGCAGUCCUGCUGUGGUUGGAAGGUGUGUGGCGCUACUGAAAAGAUAUCUUUUAAGGUACAAACCAAGCGAGAACACAUUACUGCAGAUUGAUCGAUUCUGUAUUAGUAUAAUUGCUGAGUGUGAUGUAAGCCCUUACCGGAAAUUGCCACCAUGGUCUCGUUCCUUAGGUGAACAAUCUGGGGUUUCAUCACCAUCUCCAAAUGUAAAUCCUCUGCCCGUGUCAAGUUUUGCUUCUGGAGCACUGGUGAAAUCCUUAAAUUAUGUUCGCUCUUUAGUGGCUCAAUAUGUUCCAAGGCGUUCCUUCCAACCGGCUGCCUUAGCCGGAGCUGCUCCUGCUUCAAGACAAGCAUUGCCGACAUUAUCAUCGUUGUUGAGCAGAUCAUUCAAUUCCCAACUAAGUCCUGCAAGUGGCAAAGAAUCUUUGGAGAGCAAGGAAACAUCAAUCACAUCUGUUUCUGAGACUCCGAUUGCUGAAGAAGUUGAUGAACUUGGAGACCUGGAGUUUAUGGCACUCGAUGUUUUUAGAUGGCGCUGGUGUGGGGACCAACAGUUGUCACUUCUCUUGCCCAAAAGUGAUCACAUACUGAAUCUCCAAGACAUGCGAUCUCAAAAUUUCUUAGAAAUUGGAGCUGCAGCUCUUCUUGUUGGCGACAUGGAAGCCAAAAUAAAGGGUACAUCUUUGAGAGGUUUUGGAAGCGCAGAGAUGCCGUUUCUCGAUCAAUUAUUGCAGCCUUCACUGCUGACUACUGUUACCAAUUCAACCUCAGCUUUUGCCCAUUUGAGAGCAAUAACAGCGCUAAAGCGCACGAAGUCAGGGUCUAAUCAGAUAUGGGAGGAUUCUCCUAUGAGCACCUUUCGACCACGUACAAGACCACUUUUUCAGUAUCGCCACUACAGUGAACAACAACCCUUGCGAUUGAAUCCAGUGGAGGUUUGUGAGGUGAUUGCGGCUGUUUGCUCUGGGGCAUCUGCCAAUUCGAAUCACUCGACUGUCUCGUCUAAGUUAAGACAUAGUGGGAAACCUACUAUGGAUGUUGCUGUGAGCGUUCUGGUUAAACUUGUAAUUGACAUGUACGUUUUGGAUCCCAAGACUGCUGCUCCUCUCGCUCUAUCCUUGCUAGAGGACAUGUUAAAUUCUCCUAAUGUAAUAUCAAAGGCUCGAGCCUUCGAUCUAAUUAUCAACCUUGGAGUGCAUGCACAUUUGUUAGAGCCACCAGUGCCUGAUAGUUCCACUACGAUGGAGGAACACUAUUCCCCGGAAGCAUUCUUUGACAGUGGUUCUCAAAUAUCUUCAGAUGGAAAUAUAAAAGCUGACUUUCUCAAGAAAACUGUAAACGCCUCAGCCAUUGAUAAGUUCGAAAGUUGGAUUCUGGGGAUUCUCUUUGAGGUGCUUCUUCAUCUUGUUCAGAUUGAAGAGAAAGAGGAGGCCGUCUGGGCUUCUUCGUUAAGCUGUUUACUGUAUUUCGUCUGCGAUAGAGGCAAAAUACGAAGGAGCAGAUUAAAAGGUCUUGACAUCAGAGUUAUUAAGGUUCUCAUGCAGAUUAGUAGGAGAAACUCUUGGGCAGAAAUAGUUCAUUGCAAGCUUAUAUGCAUGAUGACGAACAUGUUUUAUCAACUGCCUGAGGCUUUUGAUAAAGUUGUUUCAGCUACCCCCUCAUUUCUUGUUAGCCAAGUUGAUCUGAUUGGUGGAAUUGACUUCAUAUUUGGGGAGUUGGUGCUUUCAGACUCGAGGGAAGAAAGGAGAAAUCUUUAUUUGGUGCUUUUUGAUUAUGUAUUGCAUAAAAUAAAUGUGGCAUGUAUAGCUGCUGGAGUUUCAGAGUACAGUGAUGAUGAAGUACGACCUAUUGCGACCUUGCUUAUGCUUGCAGAUGCACCUGAAGCACUGCAUAUUUCUGUCAAAUUGAGUGUUGAAGGUAUUUUGGAACUACUGAGGAGAUCAAUUUCAGCAGCAUUGUCCACAUAUCCUAAUAAUGAUCGACUCUUAAAGUUAUUGGAGAAGAUAGUAGAGAAGUUUGACACACUCAUAGGAUCAUUCACUCAUGUAGAUGCCGAGUUCACCCAAAUGAUUCAGAUCACAAAAUUAUUCAAAUCUAUCGAAAGCAUCGACAGAGGUGUUGGGAAUGCUGCUACUAUGAAAGCAAGUCUCUCUUGGACCACUUUACAUUCUCUUCUUCAUUCAGAACGUAGAGCUUACCGUCAUAAUGGGUACUUGUGGUUGGGUGACUUGCUGAUUGCAGAGAUCAGUGGUGAAGGGGAUACGGAUCUCUGGUCAAGCAUUAAAAAUCUGAAGGAGAAAAUUUCGCUUGCUGGUGUUAAUGAUUAUUCGGCUGCUUUAGAUGUUCCUUUACCUAUUUGGCUUAUGUGUGGGCUUCUGAAGUCAAAGAAUAACCAAAUCAGAUGGGGUUUUCUGUUUGUUCUGGAAAGGCUGCUGAUCCAGUGCAAAUUUUUGCUAGAUGAGAAUGAAGUCCAGCAUGUGAUACGCAAUCAAUCGGCUCCACAUAUUCAUGACAAGAGUCGUCUUGAGAAAGCAAAUGCGGUCAUAGAUAUCAUGAGCUGUGCCUUAUCCUUGAUGGUUCUAAUAAACGAAACCGACCGAAUGAAUAUUUUGAAGAUGUGUGAUAUUCUACUUUCUCAACUUUGCCUCAAAGUUGUUCAUACUGACGUGACGUCAUUUGGAGAUGUAGUCCACAAUAAAGGUUCUAGUAACCCGGAAAAGGUGGUGGAUAAGGCAGAUGGUGCUGAUAAUCUUUCUGUAAUUGAGAAUGUUGGGCAUGGUGAUUUAAUAGGAGAUCCUAGCACCAAACUUGGAAGAAAUGUACAUACUCCAGUUUGUGGUACUGCAUCCAUGGGAACAUUGCUUCUUAAUGGACAAGCCAUUGUGCCCAUGCAAUUGGUUGCUCGUGUUCCUUCUGCGCUAUUUUAUUGGCCUUUGAUCCAGCUUGCUAGUGCUGCAACAGAUAAUAUUGCACUGGGAGUCUCUGUAGGUAGCAAAGGAAGAGGGAAUCUUUCGGGUGGCACAUCGGAUAUUAGAGCUACACUUCUCUUACUUUUAAUUGGCAAAUGUACAGCAGAUCCAGCUGCUUUCGUUGAUGUUGGUGGGGAAGAAUUCUUCAGGGAAUGGUUGGAUGAUACAGAUGCAAGAAGAAUGAUGACAGAGCAACCGGAACAAUACCAGCGCAUGCUUCAUAGUCUUGUUGCAAGAGCUCAGCAGAGCAACAAUGAGAAGUUACUGGAAAAUCCGUACCUCCAGAUGCGGGGCCUGCUUCAGCUGUCGAAUGAAUAAAUACAUUUUUUUCGGCUUCCAGCUUUCAAAUGAAUCAUUUCUCUUGCUUGACUGGUUUGAUUAAGGAUUGCCUUUGCCUGACUACUCCUGUUGUCCUGUUGAGUCUCUUUACCGUGAAAACUUGUGGUUAAGCUGUGAAAUAGAAUGCUUCUGUCCUAUAAUGGUUCGAAUAGUUCAACUGUAUUUAUAGUUCUUCUUAGUGUAAUUAAAAUUGGUAGAUGUCCUUGUAAACUGCCGUUGGAUGAACGAGUACUUUGUUUGUGAUUUGUGCUUCAAGAGCUUUUCUUAUUUUAUUGGAUGCUGAAACAAGAGAAACUGAGUCUCCACUCAAAAGAUGUACUUACAAAAGCCUCUACUUGGAAGAGUUGAUACUUAAGCUCUCGUCAGGUUUUGGGUGUUGUUACAUGAGAAGAACACAGGAGGAAAUAUAUCUUUUGUUGUAUUUACUCAACCAAAGCACAAAGUUCUUUGGUGAAGGUCCAAUCUUUACUUCAGUGGAGCAUUUCAGAAGACUACAUAAGAUUAUUGUUUAUAGAAAACAUCAAGGAGCUGAUUAAUGUGUAUAGCUUUACUACAGUUUGUUUCUGGUGCACUUUGUCUGUAAUUUUCUUUUCCAUUUAUGCCGCCCUUGAGGUACGAGCAAAAUAGGGGAAUGUGUAGAUUUGUGUUGUGGUUUGUGAUGCCAUUUUUAACUUUCAUUUCUAACAUGUAAGUAACUCUAUUUGUCAAUCAAUGCAAUUAGGUGUCAAAACUUAGUCCUGGGUGUAACCUUUUGGUUGGCUUGUUCAAGGGAUUUUCUGAAGCAAAAAAGAAGAAAAAAAA
Messenger RNA from Striga asiatica, 4623 nucleotides. NCBI's taxonomy places the organism in Eukaryota, Viridiplantae, Streptophyta, Magnoliopsida, Lamiales, Orobanchaceae. The record is from the annotation of a GenBank genome assembly.